AUGGGAUCUACAAGCCCCAAUGAUGGUGGGAUACUUCGUCCCCUCGCUGUGGUUGGGAUGUCGUACCGAUUCCCUGGCGAAUCAACCUCUGAUGAAGCCUUCUGGAACAUGCUCCUAUCCAAGAGAUGUGCUUCGACUGAUAUACCCCCGACCGCUACAAUAUCAACGCUCACUACAACCCAGACCCCAAGCGUCUUGAUACGAUUACCUGCCGCGGAGGUCACAUUAUUGAAGGCCGAGCUGUACGUAGAUGUCUUUGAUGCAGGCUUCUUCGGCAUCGGCGCCACUGAAUCCAGCUCAAUGGACCCGCUCCACCGUAUCUCUCUGGAGGAGUCGUUUCGCGCCUUUGAAAACGCCGGUCUGUCUCUGGAGGAUGUAGCCGGCACCAAGACAUGCGUCUUCUCAGGAUGCUUGUCGCCAGACUACGUGACUGUCAGUCAUAAGGACACCUACAACCCUAACCAGUACCAUGCAAGUGGUUUGGCUAUCAAUAUGCUGGCUAAUCGCGUGAUCUGGUGGUUCGACCUGAGAGGUCCCAGUGUCACAGUCGACACUGCCUGCUCAAGCAGCUUAAUUGCUCUCAACCUGGCCUGCCAGAGCAUUUGGGCAGGAGAUGCCACUAUGGGACUGGUCUGCGGAGCAAACAUGCUCCUCACGCCCGAAUCGCAAUUGUACUUGAACAACCUCGGCCUGUUGUCGGAAGAUAGUCGGUCGUACUCGUUUGACCAUUGUGCGAACGGUUAUGGUUGUGGUGAAGGUGUAGGUGUCAUUAUCGUUCAGCCGCUCGACGAAGCCAUCCGGCACGGCCGCACCAUUCGAGCCGUGAUUCGAUCUAGUUGUUCUAACCAGGAUGGUAAAACGCCGGGAAUUACUGCACCGAGUCAAGAAGCCCACUUCCGUCUGAUCAAUGAUACUUACCUCAAAGCUGGAUUAAAUAUGGAACAUACGCGGUACUUCGAGGCCCACGGAACCGAUCAUAGAGGCUCAGUGAAGACAAAUAUUGGGCAUCUUGAGGGUGGUUCUGGCGUUGCUGGUGUGAUCAAGGCAAUUCUUGCGCUCGAGCAUGGUGUUAUACCUCCAAACGCCAACUUUGAGCGACUGAAUCCUGAUAUCGACGCCGACUCUCUUAAAAUCAAGAUCGUCGCCGAUGCAGUCCCAUGGCCCCCCGGCCUACGGCGCGCAUCUGUCCAGUCCUUUGGAUUUGGCGGAGCUAACAGUCACGUCGUCCUGGACGACGCCUACAACUUCAUGCGCCUACACGGUUUGCAGGGUAAUCACAAGACUAAGCCAGUUCCUGGACUUGAUGACCUCUCCAGCACUACACCCAACGACAUGAAUACGUUUGCGCCCAAGAUUCUGCGGCUAUUGGUCUGGUCAACAGCGGACGAGGGCGGCAUCGCACGAACCAAAGACGACUGGCGGGAAUUUCUGGGACUAGUCAACCCGACGCAGCUUAGCAAGGGGCGCGACUUCCUCGGCGAUGUGGCGUAUACGUUGGGUGCGCGGCGGACUCACUUCACAUGGCGAGCCAUGUCGGUAGUCGAUUCCAUGGAGAACCUUGCUGGUGUGGCCGACUCGAUGAGUGCCCCAACGUGCGCCGCUGCGUCGCCUCAGCUAGGUCUCGUCUUCACCGGGCAAGGUAGCCAGUGGUAUGCUAUGGGACGUGAGCUUAUCACUCAUUACGCCCUAUACAAGCAAAGUCUGCUCGAUGCAGGUGUUUACUUGGCUAGUCUUGGUUGUUCUUGGAACCCCAUAGCGGAGCUCUUGCGGUCGGAAACAGAGAGUAAUGUCAACGAGCCGCUUUACGGUUCUCUAUGCACCAUCGUGCAAGUAGCCCUAGUUGAGCUACUACGCAGCUUUGAUGUGCAGUCAACCGCAGUCGUUGGCCACUCCUCAGGCGAGAUUGCUGCAGCAUUCUGCGCCGGCGCCAUCCCUCGCGAGUCUGCCUGGAAGAUUGCCUAUUAUCGUGGGAUAGGUGCCUCGCUACUGGCUGAAAAAAGUGAAAUAAAAGGCUCAAUGAUGGCUGUAGGCAUGGCCAAAGACAAGGUCCAAUCCUAUGUCGAUCAGGCAUCUAGUUUGCUAGGAGAAUGCCGCCUGACAAUUGCCUGGGUCAAUAGUCCGAGAAAUGUCACAAUUUCGGGCGAGGAUAUCCACAUCGAUCAUCUUAAGGGCUUGCUAGAUGCAGACAAGGUAUUUUGUCGAAAGCUUCGUGUUGGGGUAGCAUACCACUACCCACACUACCCACAAAUGCAAGAGAUCGUCGAUAAAUACCAUGAGAGAAUGGGCUUUCUUGGCUACCCUGCUUCUGACGAGGAGCAGCCACAUCAGCCGGGCUUGAUCUCAUCGGUAACGGGGACCUGGAUUGCGUCUGAGGCGAUGGCUAAGCCUGAGUACUGGAUCCGCAACCUCAUUUCCCCGGUACUGUUUUCUGAUGCUUUAGCAACCAUGGCUCAUUCCGUGAAUACCCUGCUCGAGGUAGGUCCCCACUCGGCUUUGCAGGCUCCCGUCCGCGAAAUUCUACGAGAUAUCGACGUGGAAAGUACAACUACGUACGUUCCGCUGCUCUCGCGUGGCGUGUCGGCUGUCAAGUCGCUUCUCGCGGCCAUGGGCCGUCUGCACUGUCUAGGUCACCCACUGGCUCUAGACUAUGUCAACAUGAACCCGUUAGACUCUAUGGUGACAAUAACAAACUUGCCGCGCUACAAUUUCAACCAUUCCAGGGGCUACUGGCAUGAAAGCCGGGCUAGUCGGGGUUACCGCCUCCGUCAGCAUCCUGUCUUUCCACACGUAGGCGCCCCUGAGGCCGAUUUCAACCCCCUCGAAGCCAAAUGGCGCAAGAUCAUUCGCAUUAGCGACUUGCCAUGGGUUCAGGACCACAAGAUCAACGGUACCAUUCUCUACCCGGCCGCCGGCAUGAUUGUCAUGGCAAUCGAAGCUGCUCAGCAACUAGCGGAUCACGAUAAGAUUAUUUCAGCCUUUGUCGUUAGAAAUGUUGCCCUGCAUUCGGCCCUGAACCUCCCAUCGAACGCGCCAACAGUGGGCAUUGAAGUUAAUCUGUUUAUGCGACCACGGCAAGACCAGGACGGUAAGAAUGCUGGGUGGUUCGACUUCCGCCUCUGCACCCACGACGACAACAGCCGCGUCUGGUACGAAAAUUGCCAUGGAGCCAUCCAGUUAGUGUACGAAGCUGACCGGAACGACAGAAGCCACGCCAAGGGUAUUGACAACGGCCACGAGGAGCGUUUGUGGCGCGCCAGCCUCUGCCGUGAGUACCACGAAAUGGCGGCGGCGUGCUCCACGACAAUGGAGAAAGAAGAGUUCUACAAACGGCUAGCAAAUUGGGGCUUCAACUACGGCCCAGCGUUCCGCGACAUGACGGCUGUGGCAUCAGACGGCCACGGCGGAGCAGUUAUCGAGGUGAAGACUUUUGAGCCACCAGACGGGUCCGCCCAUGCCGAGCAUAUUGUCCAUCCCGCUACCCUGGACUGCAUAUUCCAACUGAUCAUCGUUGCCAUAACGAACGCCGGCUCCAGUAAGCUGGGGACAGGCAUUCCCACACAUUUCGACCGAAUUUGGGUCUCGGCAACUGGGGUUAGCUACCCCCAUGCUCGGUCUCUCAAGGCCUAUGGAAGGGCAAAGCGUCUUGGGCUACGGCAGACGGAGACGUCGAUCGGUGUCCUUGAUUCAUCUGGAACUCAAGCUGUGAUCAAGAUUGAUGGCUUCGUGGCCACUGACGUCUCAAGCUCCACAGGCGACGCGGCCGACAAGACACUGUCCUCCAGUGCCCCUUUGUGUCACACUAUCGAAUGGAAGCCCGAUCUCGAUACAUUAACUGGGGCGCAAUUUCAACACCUCUUUACCAAUAAGAACGACUUGCCUCUGCAUUCGGAAACCCCUUACAACGAUCUUGACAAGUGGUCCCCCACGCCGGCCGUGGCACAUUUCGGAUUGAUUCUUGACUCCAUUGUGCAUAAGAGUCCGAAUGCACGAAUACUUCAGGUGGGCGCCGGCAGUGGCGAUGAGAUGGAUCGGUUGAUGAACAUACUUGCCCCGGACGGUGUUCCACCUCGCUUUGGCCUUUUCGACUAUACCCACGCGGAAUCCGAACUGCUCGAUGCAGCGCAGGAAAAGUUGGACAUCAGUGCAAGCCCGGAGGAACAGGGAUUCGAGGCGGGCGACUACGACGUGGUUGUCAUUACAGUGGACCUGUAUACCAACACUAACCUAGCCAAGGCGCUGAAUCAUUGUUGCGCGCUUCUAAAACCGGGCGGGAAGCUGGUCAUAUUCCACCCUACAUACCUAGACGUGAAAGAUGGGCAAGGAAAUUUAGGAUUUUUCAAUGCGGCCAGCUAUAAGUUCCGCAUCAUCAUAUGCACGGCGGCUGAGCUUACCCCAUCUCUGGCUCAACCUCCAUUGACGGCCGCGGUCGUGCGGAUUAUUCAUGGCCCUGAGCACCGCAAGCUUGCACUUGAGCUUCAACGGUUCAUGACCAAUGUGCAGUGUUCAGCUCGAGUGCAGGGCUUGGACGAGGUGGCCGAAGAAGCGGAGGCGUAUGAAGACAUCUGUGUGUUCCUUCUAGAGCUUGGCCAGCCCGUGUGGUAUGAUAUCGCGCGUGAGACCUUUGUCCGCAUCCAGAAGCUCCUCUCAACUACGCGUAAAAGUCUCUGGGUUCAGAGAGGAGUGGAAUCCUUGCCGCACUUCCGUCUCAUUGAUGGGGUGUCGCGGGUUCUUAAUUCGGAGCGAGAUAGGGCAGCACUCACUUUGCUCAGGCUUGAAGGGAAUGAUGAUGCAUUGACAAUACCUCAAAUGGGCCAUAUUGUGAGAUUGUGUCGACAAUUUCUGUCAUCAGAUGACGUCGAUACCGAGUAUGUCGAACGCGAAGGCAUGCUGCACAUCCCGCGUCUUGUGCCUCGACCUCAGCUCAACGCCCAGAUCGAAACGCGACUACGUCCACGUCAACACGUUACUCGGCCAUGGUACGGCGAAGGGCAAGUCCCACUACUCUUGGCCAUUGGCUCACCGGGGUUGCUCAAUACGGUGCACUGGGUUGAGGACACAGAAAAUACGCCCGAUGCACCUUUGGGAGACACGGAGGUGGAGGUUCGUGUACACAGCGUUGGACUCAGCUUCCGUGAUCUACUGAUGCUUCUCGGUCGCGUCAAUCACUCUGGCAUCGGGAAUGAUAUUGCUGGAGUGGUCACACGGCUGGGGCGGGGGUGUUCGGGGUUACGUGUGGGUGAUAGGGUGGCAGCUUGCCGCAUGAACGCAUACCGCUCUUUAGUGCGUUGUCCACGAACCCACGUUGUUACGCUUCCGGACAACAUGUCCCUGAGCGAAGGCGCCUCCCUUCCUAUGCCUUUUGUGACCGCGUGGCAGUGCUUGAAAGAGAGAGCAUUUCUCCGUGCCGGGGAGACUGUACUGAUCCACUCGGCAGCGGGGGGCACAGGACAAGCCGCAGUACAGGUUGCACAGUAUUUGGGUGCCAAUAUCAUCGCGACAGUUGGCACUGACGAAAAGAGAGAGCUGGUAGUCGAAAGAUAUGGUCUCCCUCCCGACCACGUAUUAUCGAGCAGAGAUACAUCAUUUUUCCAGGGCGUUAUGCGUCUCACUAGUGGGCGCGGCGUCGACGUCGUCUUGAAUUCACUUUCAGGAGAAGGUCUUUUCGCGUCGUGGGAGUGCGUUGCACCCUUUGGAUGCUUCAUUGAGAUUGGUAAGAAGGAUAUCAUUGCCAAGGGCUCGCUUUCUAUGGCCCAGUUCGCGCAUAAUGUCUCUUUUAGCGCUUAUGACUUGUCGGAAAUGCUGUUGGAUCGGGCUGGGGACGCGGGUGCAGCCCUCCAGCAAAUCCUCACACUUAUUGAGCAGAAAAAAAUGAGUCCUGUCCAUCCACUGCAAGUUUUCAGUGCGGGGGAGAUCGAGAAGGCUUUCCGGGCGAUGCAAUCCGGUAAGACCAUGGGCAAGAUUGUUGUCGAGUUCCGACCCGAUGAACAGGUCGAGGCUUUCAUUGGGGCAAAAUCGACCCUCUCCUUGGAUUCGGAUGCAGCGUAUGUAAUUGCGGGUGGUCUGGGAGGUCUUGGCCGCGCAAUAUGUCAGUGGUUCGUUCAUCGUGGAGCGCGCAACUUAAUCCUUCUCACACGCUCUGCCGUCCCCAAAACAUCCGAGGCAAAGGAACUCCUCUUCAAGUUGCGCAGCCAGGGCGCCCAGAUUGUUGUCAAAGCUUGUGACAUCAGUUAUUCCAAUGCUGUCGCUGCUGCUCUCCUUGCCUCGCCAGGCACACCCAUCAUCAAAGGUUGCAUCCAAGCAUCCGCGGUCUUACGUGAUGCCGCCUUUGAGGCCAUGUCCUUCGACGCCUGGCAAGAUUCGCUCGCAAGCAAGGUUGCCGGCACGUGGAACUUGCACAGAGCAAUGCCACAAGGAAUAGAUUUUUUUAUCAUGCUUUCUUCAGUAGCCUCGACGUGCGGAUCUCGUGGUCAAGCGAACUACGCGGCAGGCAACACCUUCCAGAACGCUGUCGCCCACUAUCGUGUCGCCGCGGGCGAGCGAGCCACAGCACUAGCCCUUGGGCCCUUUUUCGAUGUGGGCAUGAUGACCGAGAACGACUUCUUGCAAAACCAAUUCGCCGGAGUCAGCGGAGUGGCCGAGACCGAACUGCUCGCUCUGCUCGACUACUACUGCGACAAGUCCAAACCAGCGGAUCCCAACGACUGCGAGCCAACCGUGAUGCGCUUCGCGCCGGGAAUGGAGAACAGCAAGCUCAACUACGUUCUGCGCAAACCCAUGUUCCGUGGCAUCAAAGCGGCGAUGAUGACAGACGAUGCAUCACAAGUGGCCAAUGGAGCACCUGGAGAGCACGGUGGCCUUGAUUUUGCACGCUUUUUCGCUGCCAAACCCACAGCCGCCGAAGCUGUCACCGCCGUCGGGUAUGCGCUGGCAACCAAGCUUGCCGAAACUAUGGUGAUGUCGCGCGACGAGAUUGAUAUGACAGCGCCCAUGCGAAGCUUUGGGGUAGAUUCUCUUGUCGCCGUCGAGAUCCGAAAUUGGAUGAGCAACGAUCUUCGAGCCGACGUAGCUAUAUUUGAUAUCUUGGAAGCGACAUCCGUGGUGGCUCUCGGGGCUUUGGCCAUUGGGAAAAGCAGUUAUUUCGCGGAGAAAAAUGAUAGCGUAGAAUUACAUGGCCAUGAAGAAAACUGCGGAUAACUUUGAGGAAAACGGUUUCACGCUCGUGGGCGGGAUCACACAUGG
Molecule: messenger RNA, 7239 nt
Organism: Aaosphaeria arxii CBS 175.79
Lineage: Eukaryota; Fungi; Ascomycota; Dothideomycetes; Pleosporales
Exons: 13
Coding region: 1-7194 (2397 amino acids)
Biological process (GO): secondary metabolite biosynthetic process; fatty acid biosynthetic process
Molecular function (GO): phosphopantetheine binding; fatty acid synthase activity; oxidoreductase activity
Source: RefSeq, a predicted model, not a curated record